CGAUAAUCAACGGUAAGUGUCACUCAUGGGUGUAUGUAAAGAUGUUAAGAAUCUUCGUGUCGCGCGAACCGUUACAGUGUGCCCGAUUCCUGCGGCGGACUGGUUCGCAGAUGUUCGGUAAAAGCGGCGCGGGAGCUGGCGGCGCACAGUUAGCGCCCUGAAGCCGCGCCAGCCACACGCGACAUGCUACCCAUCGUUCUUGCGAGCGUCCUCGCCGCCGCGGUCGCCGCGCCCGCCACCUACGACCAGCGGCAGGACGGCGACUUCAACGUUCGCGCAGACGUCCAGAAUGUCGUCCUCCUCAUCGCUGUGCCCCAGAAGAUGAUACCGAGCGGCCUGCUCGACGGUUUUCUGAAGCGAUCGAAACAGCGCACCAACGAGGACAUCCAGGAGCGAGCCGACGUCCAGAUAAUGGACGCCUUCGUAGAGCCCAACACGCCUUAUCAGGUUGAAAUCGGUCCGGGAAGCGAGAGAUCGGCGAGCGGCGACGGGCGUGCCGUGGAGGUGGUAAUCGCCGGCCGCCGGCGGCUGGAGGCGGAGCCGCAGGAGCGGGACGAGUACAAGCUGCUGGGCGCCACGGAGCAGUGCGGCCCGGGCCGAGAGCGCGACCCCGACACACUUACCUGCCGCGACCGUGCCGACGCUGACGACGCUGACGCUGACGACGAUGCCGUCGAGACCGACAAAACUCCAGAAGUUGUUUCUGUCUCGUAGUGCAUUGUACACUGCGAUUGUUAAGCCUAUUUAUUAAUU
Papilio machaon (common yellow swallowtail) is the source of this 753-nucleotide messenger RNA. RefSeq lists its product as uncharacterized. The transcript has a single exon. Lineage: Eukaryota; Metazoa; Arthropoda; Insecta; Lepidoptera; Papilionidae. The record is from RefSeq and is a predicted model, not a curated record. The coding region runs from base 184 to 714 and encodes 176 amino acids.